Morchella importuna is the source of this 642-nucleotide messenger RNA. RefSeq lists its product as uncharacterized. Lineage: Eukaryota; Fungi; Ascomycota; Pezizomycetes; Pezizales; Morchellaceae. Bases 1 to 642 code for a protein of 213 amino acids. Gene Ontology annotation, cellular component: ribosome; mitochondrial large ribosomal subunit. The transcript has a single exon. Gene Ontology annotation, molecular function: structural constituent of ribosome. The record is from RefSeq and is a predicted model, not a curated record.
AUGCUCCUGCGCACCCUCCAGCGCACCCUGCGGCCACUGACCGCCCUCCCCACCACCACCACCGCUCCCUCCCUCCUCCGGGGCCUCACUACCACCCCCCACCUCCACAACCUCACCACCACCCCCAUCUCCCCCAUCACUCCCCCCACCCCACCAAUCCCGCAGCAACCCAGCAUCCCCCACCAAACCGGCACCCUCAACAUCACCACCCCCACCGCCCCCACCACCCCGCACCCCUCCCUCGCCCUCCUCACAGCGCUCAAGUCCCAGCCCGCGCAAUACAUCACGAUCCACAUCCACAAGUUCCCCUUCCUCGUGACGGUCGGGGACCUCGUGCGGCUGCCGUUCCGGCUCAAAGACGCGGCCGUGGGCGACUCGCUGCGCAUCACGCAUGCAAGCGUGCUGGGGUCGCGCGAUUACACGCUCAAGGGGUCGCCGUGGAUCGAUCCGGCGCUGUUCACGUGCCGCGCGAGGGUGGUCGAGGAGACGAGUGAGCCCAUGAGGGUCAAGGAGAAGACGAAGCGCAGGAAUAGGCGUAUUAAGAAGGUGAAGAGUAAGCAUCGCUAUACGGUGCUGAGGAUUAGUGAGUUGGUUGUGAAGGAUGCGCCGGUGAUGGCGGCGGCGGCGGCGGGGGAGGUGUAG